Carya illinoinensis is the source of this 342-nucleotide messenger RNA. RefSeq lists its product as uncharacterized. Lineage: Eukaryota; Viridiplantae; Streptophyta; Magnoliopsida; Fagales; Juglandaceae. The coding region runs from base 1 to 342 and encodes 113 amino acids. The record is from RefSeq and is a predicted model, not a curated record. The transcript is spliced from 2 exons.
AUGAGUUUGUUUUGCAUGUGUAUUGUGCAUUCAUCUGCUGCUACUUUAAGCGACUUUGAAACUCGUCUUAACAACCUGUUAAGCUCUCAUUCGAAUAAUCCUAACCUUACACCAGAGGAAAUAGUAGAGGCUUCAAAAUCAGUAGCUAUUGCUGCAGCUGAGGCUGCAAGAGCUGCCUCUGAAGAGAAGGCUGCAAAAGCAUCAAAGGCAAUGGCUGCUGCCAAGAGCGCCUUAGAUUUGGUUGCCUCAUUUUCUGAAGAGGCAGCCUCUAAAGAAAAAUAUCUGAAAAAGAAUAGGCUGAAGAAGCAUCUUCCAGUUCGGCUUUUGCACCAGCUGGUAUGA